Molecule: messenger RNA, 1034 nt
Organism: Schistosoma guineensis
Lineage: Eukaryota; Metazoa; Platyhelminthes; Trematoda; Strigeidida; Schistosomatidae
Source: the annotation of a GenBank genome assembly
GUCGAGGCGGAAAAGUGAACUUUGCGCUACCCACUCUUCGUUCGUGGUCCGAUUUAUAGUGCCAAAAAUCCUGCCUAUCAGAAAACGCUUAUAUGAUUAUACUUCUAAUUUUUCAUUGACCAAAUAAAAUUUCUAGUCAAUUGUCUCCAUGUUUUCUAGAAGUUUACGUUCUGAAACACGCAGCAGAGCCAAAGAAGACCUAAAAAGAGUUCACAAAUCACAUGAACAGGUUCGAAGCUGGGAAAAGAAAUGGGUCGCUGUCAAGGACACUUCAAUGCUUGUUUAUAAAUGGGUACCUUCUCUUAUAAUUGAUAUGGGUCACAGCAAAAAAGGAACAUUCAAUCGUCAGUCAAGUAUAAAUAAUACAUCACAUAUUUCUUCUGGUAUUCUUUCAUCGUAUUCAUGCCAGCAACCUGAACAAGAUAAUUCUAAAGGUUCAGUGGAUACAAAUUCAGAUAAACUUACGAAUCUGAAAAAUGAAGACCAAGGUCCAACCGAAACAUCACAAGAUACAAUUCUGUCGGUUACAGAUGACAUGUGCUCUCAAAAAACAUCUCAUGUGGAUACAGAAAACAAUAACAGUCAAGAAGCUUCACUUGAUGAAAGCAAUGACAUUAUCAUGUCAUCUGAACAAAAGUCCAAUUCAUUGGAUAAUACUAUUGACGACACUGUUAUUUCAGAACCGAUUUCUGUUAAACCUGAGAUUGAUGAAGAUUCAACCAUUGUUAUUGAAAAUGACAGUAUUGUUAAUAAUAACAGUAAUAAUAAUGAUGAUCGAAAUGGAGUUUGCUAAGUUAUAUACUUCGUAUUGAUUUUCUGUGUAUAUGUUUUAUUUACUAGUAACAUUUUAUAAUAUAUCUCAAACAAUCAAUGAUCUUUUGUAAAUCUCUUGAGGAAGAAAAAUAGAUGAUCAAUUUUUCGUUUAUUCAUUUUUCUUUUCUUAUCUAGUAUGUGUAACUUAAUCUGUAUAGAUUUAGAAAAUCGUUGAGUGAAAACGAGUUACAAACUUUUCCAUUCGUAAGAUAUACCUAAAU